Messenger RNA from Silurus meridionalis, 2144 nucleotides. RefSeq names its product fucosyltransferase 7 (alpha (1,3) fucosyltransferase) (gene fut7). Gene Ontology annotation, cellular component: membrane. Gene Ontology annotation, molecular function: alpha-(1->3)-fucosyltransferase activity. The transcript has 3 exons. NCBI's taxonomy places the organism in Eukaryota, Metazoa, Chordata, Actinopteri, Siluriformes, Siluridae. Bases 361 to 1386 code for a protein of 341 amino acids. The record is from RefSeq and is a predicted model, not a curated record.
GGAUCCCAAAAUCACGAUAUUUCCGACACACAACCUGAGGAGAGAAAGCAAGAAAACAUUGCAUCAAGUUCCAAGAGUGACUUCAGCAAGAGCAUGGGUAUAAUCCCUGACAGAUAUGGUGCGCAAUCACGUUUUGAGAAGAUUUUGGGUGUAAAAACUGUGAAGGGGAGGAGAAAAUGGGAAAGAUGAUGUGAACCGAGUGCCAUAACAGGAAACGCGUGUUGCGCUGUAGUUUCUGCUGAUCGUUUGACAGCUCUGCCCUCCACCUUGUUUCCACAUAAAGCAGACACAGUCGUCUUAAAAUCAGCAGUCCGAGCCUCAUGCAGCAUCUUCAUAGUGAAACCACGAUCUCCUCCAGAAAUGGUGCUAAAGCCGGGGUUACACAAAAAGCUUAUGCUUCUAGUCCUUGGUGUUUGCUGCGCCUUUGUGAUGUUGGAGAGGAUGACUGAUUUUCAGCGUCUGGGCAGGGAAAAGAAGCCCAACAUUACCAUUCUUCUGUGGUACUGGCCUUUUGGCGUUCCAUACAGCCUGAGUAAUGACACAUGUCAAAAGAAACAUGGCAUCUCCGGGUGUCGGCUGGUGGACAACCCCACACAGUAUUCCACCGCUGAUGUUGUUGUCUUCCAUCACUAUGAGCUAAAAACUGGCAUCCAGAAGCUUCCGCUUCAUCUCCCUCGACCAGAAUAUCAGAGAUGGCUUUGGAUGUCUCUAGAAGCACCACAAAGCAAUGGGGAUUUAAGUCGGUACGCUGGGAUCUUCAACUUGACCCUGUCAUAUCAUCCUGGUGCAGAUGUUACAGUACCGUAUGGGAAGAUUCAAAAGAAAGACGGCAACGCGGAGAGCGAGGUGUUUGUCAUACCAAAGAAUAAGACCCACCUGGUUUGUUGGGUGGUCAGUAACUACAACAAUCAUCACACAAGAACUAGCGUGUAUCAAGAACUUCUUAAGCUCAUCCCUGUGCAGGUGUACGGACGUGCUGUAAAAAAGCCCCUGAGCCAGGAUGUUUUGCUGCCCACGAUUUCCCGUUGCUAUUUCUACCUCGCUUUUGAGAACUCUGUGUAUCCGCACUAUAUUACAGAGAAACUAUGGCGCAACGCGUUCGCGGCUGGCACCGUGCCUGUAGUACUAGGUCCACCACGAAGUGACUACGAGGCCGUCGCGCCACCACACUCAUUCAUCCACGUCAACGACUUUGACUCCAUAGCCACCCUGGCCAAAUUCCUAAGAGACAUAGCCGGAGAUGAAAACCGCUACAGGUCUUACUUCUCCUGGCGCAAAACCUACUCUGUCAAACUAUACGACGAUUGGAGAGACAGGCUUUGUAACAUUUGCCGGGUUUAUGGCCAACUUCCGUCUCAUAAAAUAUACCACACAUUAGAAGCAUGACCCCAAAGGCAAUUAAACUGACUCAUCCUGGUUUACCCUUUGUUUUAUUGCACAGGAAGGAAUGAUGAACCCAAUUUAUACAAAAAAAAGAGCCAAGUAGAAAACUACUUGUCAAGUAAUUCAUAGUUUAAAGAAAGGUUCCUUUGCAGAAGUGCAAGAGGGAAUUGCUGCAGCAUCUGAAACCAUAGAUAAGCCUCGUUUCCUCUUUUUUUUCAUAUAACGCUAAUACCUGACACGGGUAUUUACAGUCAAACUAAACCUACGUUUAGGGCCCAUGUUAAUUUGCACUCAGUUAUUUUUGACUCACGCCUUCCCCCGCAUUCUCGUCUUCAGCCAGUAACAAAACACUGGAAAGGAAGAGAAAAAAAAAAAAUAAAAAUUAUAUACUAUCUUUUCUGCAAGGACAAAACACUAGACUCGAACAGUCAAAAAGAAUCGUUUUAAUUACCGACACUCCAAGUCAGGAAAUGCACGCAAUUUUCAGAAAUGCUAAUCACUUCAAACUUGUCAAUAAAUUAGCACAUUUCACAUCAUUUACAGUGUUGUAUACAAGAGUGUUCAUCGAUAUGUGACAAGCAAAUAAGGCACGGGUUAAUUAAACGUUCGAAAUGCAGAAAUGUGUGUAUGCAGGGUUAAGUUACCAAAUACGGCCAUAAGGAAGCAGUGUUUAAUGCUCUUUCAAAGGCCAAAAUGAUUCUCGUAUACCAUCUCUUUAGCUCGACAAAAGGAUUCAGAAUAAAAACGAUCAAAACCUUUGA